Molecule: messenger RNA, 764 nt
Organism: Sesamum indicum (sesame)
Lineage: Eukaryota; Viridiplantae; Streptophyta; Magnoliopsida; Lamiales; Pedaliaceae
Biological process (GO): translation
Cellular component (GO): ribosome
Molecular function (GO): structural constituent of ribosome
Source: RefSeq, a predicted model, not a curated record
ACUCGAUCAUACCACGGACCAGAGCAUGCCCCAGAUAGGUCAGAGUGUACAAAUUACUCGCCGAUAUAGAUAGUAAGAACAUAGCUAGGGCCAGAUUUGUACGAGAGCGCGGUGGUGGAGGAGUACAGCCCCCAUCUUUGCUUUCUUCGUGUUUCUUGUCUUUUCAAAGUCAUUGCAUAGUAAGCGGGAAUGAUGAAUUUCACGGCUUCGGUAUGUAGAAGGUUAAGUAUCAGGGAUCUGAUGGCGAGUACGGCUGUCUACAAUUCUGCCAGUGAUGUAUCCGGGGAAGGAUUGAGCUUAAUUUUCAGGCGCUGGGCUACCAAGAAAACAGCAGGUUCCACAAAAAAUGGCCGGGACUCACUACCAAAGAACCUUGGGGUUAAAAAAUUCGGUGGAGAGAGAGUGAUACCUGGAAACAUCAUUGUUCGUCAAAGGGGAACCCGUUUCCACCCAGGAAAUUAUGUUGGAAUGGGGAAAGAUCACACUCUUUAUGCUUUAAAGGAAGGCUGUGUCAAGUUUGAGCGCCACAAGUUGACUGGCCGCAAGUGGGUUCAUGUUGAGCCAAAGGAAGGUUAUGAAAUCCACCCUGUCUACACCAGCUCCGCUGCAGCUCCUAAGGUGCAGACAGCAGCUUGAGUUUGUUUUAUAUAGAUGUAAGCUUACUCCUAAUGGCAAUUUUUUGUUUUGUCCCUGACGCUAGCAACUAAAUUGUGAGGCAGAUUUAUAUGCGGAAAAAUAAACAUAUCAUUUUUCCUUUUGGUUUA